GGUCGCGACCGAACCAUGGCGAGCGCGGAGCCCGCGCAGUCCUGCGGGCCAGAGGCGGGUGGGGAGCGCGGCGGCGAGCGGGAGCGGCCAGGGGACCUGCCAGGGGACCUGGAGGAGCGGAGCGCGGCGGCGGCUGGGGAUGCGGAGCCGGCGGAGGUGUCAGGCGCGGCCGGUGCGGCGGCGGCGCUGCUGGGGGAGACGGGGCUGGCGGUGGGCUGCUGCAUCGCGGCGGCGCUGAGCUGGGAGCGGCCCCUACACAGCCUGGGCGGCUUCGCCUGCGCCAACCUGCUCUUCUGGUUUGUUGCACUGACCUCUUGGAGAGUGUAUCAUCUGACUUCUCUCAUAAUACUUGGAGUGCUAAUUCUUCAGAUAAUAAAGGAUUUGGUAUUCUCAAGGAUAAAAGGUGCGCAGCUUUGGAGGACCAUCACUGACAACUGGAAAGUCAUCAAUUCCAGGCAAGACUACAGACCGAGAAUAAAUCAGUGCAUUUCAGAAACACUAAUGAAUUUAUUUGUAUUUCUUCAAGAAAUGUCCCACUUCAAGGAACAAAACCCUGGCAAGUUUUGCCUACUAGUCUGCAGCGUCUGUACAUUUUUCACUGUCUUGGGAAGUUACAUUCCUGGAGUUGUCCUCUCCUAUGUCCUGUUAUUGUGUGCCUUUUUAUGUCCCUUCCUUAAGUGCAAUGAAUUUGGACAGAAAGUGUGCAAGAAAAUUAAGACUGUUCUGAUGAAACUAGAUUUUGGAAUAGUGGAAUAUAUCAACCAGAAGAAAAAAGAGAGAUCUGAAACAGCAAAAACAAAACCCACAGAAGAUGACAGUGAAUUAGACAUAUCAGCCCUGUGUCCUAAGGUUAGUCCUGCAGUUGUUGCCAAAGAGCUGUCAGUGUCGGACACAGAUGUAUCAGAAGUAUCUUGGACCGAUAAUGGGACCUUUAACUUAUCCGAGGGGUAUUCUCCACAGACGGACACAUCUGAUGAUUUUGACCGACCUAGUGAUCAUGAAGAAGCUUUCGCUAGAGAUCUUUCAGAAUUUCCUUCUUUAGAAAAUGGUGCUGGAACAAAUGAUGAUGAUGACUCAAGCAUCGGUAUGCCCGUCCAGCAAAAACGAAAAAAAGAACAAACGUAUUUCAAGGUGGAUCACGCUUCCAGACAGAGUAAAGAGAGACCGUCCACUGCAGGGCUCUCCUUGCCUUUGACCAGUGACCAAACCUUUAAUUUAAUGAGUGGAAUUGCUGGGGAUGUCAUCGCAGCCGCAGUGUCUGCUGCCAUCAAAGACCAGUUGCAGUCCGCCCAGCAAGCCCCCUCGCAUGCAGUGCCCAGUUUGAGCGAGGAGACAGACACAGAGGAAGCUGAUGAUUUUGAACUGCUUGACCAGUCUGAGCUUGAGCAGAUUGAGAAAGAAUUGGGACUUUCACAAGGCCAAGAAGCAGAAUCCCAGGAAAAGAAAAAAUCUUCAGGCUUCCUUUCAAAUCUGCUCGGAAGUCAUUAACCUGGAAAUUGCAGCUGGUAACAUAGAAGAAAUUAAACAUAAAACACAUAAAAAAAUCAAAUGCAAAAAAAAAAAAAAAAAGAAAAUUCUGAGCUGUAAGCUUUAACUGUCCCUUUAGAUGUGUUAUAAUAAUUUCCCUUAUGCAGAGUGAAUUAACUGGAUAAAUAUCAGCUGAUACUGAUAGUUUAAUGUUUCUGGUAGUUAUACCUCAAUGUAAUAGCAUGGAAAUGAAUUAUCUAUCCACUGUUUGGUUGCAGAUGAGUGUUGGAGGUCAGUUGUUCAAAAGAAUUGGGGGAGAGGGUUUUUUUUGUCUUUUUGCUAACCAUGUAUUUUGGGGUCCUGAGCCAAAUUUUCAACAUCGGCAGUUUAUUUACUCUUGGGUGCCAACCAUGUAAUACGAUUAAUGAUUCACACUGGGAGGGUAAGUUAUCAGAGGACUGCAAUGAGAUUAAAUAAAUCUCACCUCCUUCAAUGGUACCAAAAAGUAUGAAUCCCUGCAGUUAGCAUUAUGUGUAGUGCAUCUACUAUAUAUGAAACACUUCAAUUGGCACAACUCUAGUUUAAAUAUGUGUGCAACACUGUCAAAGAAUUUGAUUUCAUACUUAAAACCUUUGAAUUAUUUUGGAUAUGGUGAUGCAUUUCCAAGUUUUUUGCUGUUUUAGGCUUGUAGAGUUGUAAAGUGGCAUGCUGUUUGACUGACCACCUGCUGUGUUCCUUGAUAGAGUCUGGUCCUUGGCAGUAUUGCCCAUGUAAAGUCAGCCAACACAUUUUUAUAUUUAAGAGUUAAUAUCAUGUAAACUGAACACCUUUUGGGGAGCAGGUGAGGGUAGUUAUUGUUUGGAAUAGAGGUUAGAGGUAAACAAAAAAAAAACAAAACAAAAAAAAGGCUUUAUUAGGUGCCACUUCCUUAAUUCAAGAUUCUGUGGGGUUUGUUUUGUUUUGUUUUUUUUUUUCCCCAGGAGAGCUGCCAUCACUUGCAACAAAAGUUCUGUUGCAAGCUGAAUCUUUUAAGAUACUGAAAAGUAUUCGUCGAGGUUAUUUGCUAUAGAAGACACUCAGAAUCUUCUUCUUGGCACGUAAUUUAAAGCAAACAAAAAAUAACUUGUUUAAAUUAUUUGCCAGUUUAAACUCCACACAUGCUCAGUGAGUGGCAUGGGAUCUUAAGCAGGUAACUUAUUUAACUUUUUCUAGGGCUUUUUUGUUCACCUGUGACAAAUAAAAUUGUAAUAACAAGCAAUAGUGAUCAAAGAAUUAGGAAGAAGUAAAGCUAGUUUUUUUAAUGUGAUGUAAACUGUUAGCAAAGUUGAGGGACCAUGUCAGCUGCUGUUACUACUCAAGUGAUUUUCCAUUUGCUGGCAUUUGAAGAGGUGAAUGCUGUCAUCCAGGACCCUCAGGAAGUACAGCAACAGAUUAUACAAAAUCUUCCACUAACAUGUAUGUGUAGGUAAACCUGUGUUUGAAGUUAACUCCACUUCAAUUUGUUUCUCUUUCCGAGGUGAAAAAAUAGGCAGAUGGCCAAAAAGAGUGUAGUGAAAGGAAAGAUGCUGAGAAUUUUUGACACUAGCUUUAUCGUUGCUUGUGCUUUUGUGUCAGUAAUGCAUAUUGACCGUGUUUGCUGUCCUUUACCAGUAAAAAAGUGAGCCUGUGCCUUCAUUAUCAAAUCCAUUACAAAGUGGAUGCUGGAUAUAGAUCCCACGAGAUACAGCUUUUGAAAUUAGAACAUCUUAGCAUUAAAAGCGAGUUCCUGGAAAUGAUGAAAAAAACAUGGCCAUGUCACUUUCCAAAGCGUUGGUUGCUAAGUUUCCGUUUUAGCUUCCACCAGCCAGCCUGCUCUUCUCAGUUUGAGAAAAAAAUAAAAGCAGCUUUUGCUGGGAAAUCAGUCCGUUUAAAGGCCGUUUAAAUUUCUCGGGUGAGUUCAAAGCCUCGUUUCCUUGCUGCACGAUUAGGACAAUCUAUAGAGUUAGAAGAGUACAACUUCCAAGUUGCUGAUGAAGCUUUGCAGGACACCCAGACAACUGUGGGCGUCCUCGUGCGGGAGCACUGGGGGCCAGGAGGGGAAAGGGGCUAGGGGCUGGGGAGCGGCGGGAGGGAGCCAUCACAUCCUUCACAGGCUCUUCUGGAGCAGAUCGAUGGGACGGACUAGCUGGCUGUCAAUGGCAGCAUUACAACAGCGUGCACUUUAUUGUUGUUUUAUGAAGAAUACUUGUGGUUAUAGAAGUACGUAACGCAGGGGCACUCUUCUAGAAUAAUAGAUUAGAUCAAGGAGGAAAAGCAGUUGGAGGAGUUUCUCGGACUUUUUGUAAAUGAUCCAUUUUCUGGUUUCAAGAUAGAAAAAUAGAUCAGUUUUUCUCCAGUACGAGUCUCAAUUUUUAUUUCUUUUUUUUUUUUCAGAAAGAAAAACAAAGCAAAACUUGAACAAGCGAAUCAUUAAAGUUUAGGGGCAUAAUUGCUUAUUUGUCUUUAGAAUUUUAUUUUUUUGUUCUCGUGGUAGUAGAUUACAUUCAAGCUCCUAAAUACUGUGUAAUGGGAAGAAGGUAAUUCUGUAACGUUUAAUAUUCCUCCUUUGGUAGUGGAAGGAUGCUUAGUUUUCUGCAGAAAAUUACCUCUUCCCCCCCAACCAACCCCAAACAAAACACUUUGCUCGGACACAAUACAUUCCACUGCCAGCAGUUUGACCACAGAACAAAAAAGAAAAUGUUUCUCUCCUUGGUGAGAUCCCUUCCUUCCACACUGCCUUCAGUUGGAAAUCCCUCGAGGAAACCUUCAUUUUGCUGUAUUCCCUUCAUUUUGCUGUAUUCUGUCAGCAGCCACAAAAUACCAGUUACUUAAAAAUUCCCAUCACAGUGGUCCACAGCAUCCUUCCUGCCGAGUGCUGGCCAUCACCUUCCCGUCUUCCAGAAGGGAACAGAGGGGCAGGGAGAAAAGCAAGCCAGGACGGGGUAGCACGGAGCUUCGAAACACGCAUUUGUUCCUCAGGAUACCUGCUUAUGUGCAGUUUCCAGUCGAAAGGUAGCGCUGUCAGUGACAAGGGUGAGAGCAGAGAGUGUGGCAAGUGCCCCUGGGGUGACACGGGGUACGACUGUGCCGUAGGGUGAUUCCUGCCUGCGUUACCUGGCAGUAAAUCGAGAAUGGGGAGGCAUAUUUUUGCAGGAGGGUGUAUUUCUGCUCGCCCUGCAGUGGCGCCUUCAGCAUCCCUGCUGGAGGAGAACGGCCCGUGUCACGGCAGGGUCUGCGGGACGCAGCUCGGUCCUUCGUCCUCGGGAAACGUCCCCCUGCCUUAGUACCUCAGAGUGACAGACGGGAGCAGGCGCCAUUUGAUCAGCGGCCUUAAGUCUGUCAAUCCAGCGUAAAAACACCCACUUUCAGCACUGGGGGCUUCCUCCAUCUAUGUACCACACACCUACUGACCCUUCUUCAGUUUUUUCAUGAAAAAAAACCCAAUUAUUCUAUGCAGAGGAGGGGAAAUAAUUUUAACCCAAAGAAUAGGAUUUGAAGAAAUACUCGUUUUACUUGUUUUUUGUUCGUUUUGCACUUUUCCCAGGCGGUUUGAGCCUCCUGAACAACCUCCCUGUAGUCUCCAUGUCUGUUCUCAGCACACGAGCAGCGUCACAGUCAGUAACACACCACCCGUCCGGGUAACCAGAAACUGGAAAACUACAAAAUGUCUUUAUUUAAAAUAUUUUGCAGCACUUUACCUAGCCUGAUUACAAUUUUGUAAACAUGGAAUUAUUAUAUUGUUUGUAAAAACCAUUUAAUAAAUAUGUGUUAGUUUUUAUCUUUCA
This is a messenger RNA of Chroicocephalus ridibundus (black-headed gull), 5270 nucleotides long. RefSeq names its product reticulophagy regulator 1 (gene RETREG1). The coding region runs from base 16 to 1488 and encodes 490 amino acids. The transcript is spliced from 9 exons. Gene Ontology annotation, cellular component: endoplasmic reticulum membrane. Lineage: Eukaryota; Metazoa; Chordata; Aves; Charadriiformes; Laridae. The record is from RefSeq and is a predicted model, not a curated record. Gene Ontology annotation, biological process: reticulophagy; negative regulation of neuron apoptotic process.